GUGGCUAAUUUACUGAGCUAGCUAGCUGAUCUGUUUUGCUGCAACCCUGAAUACUUAAACUACUAAAACAAGCCAAUGAACAUGGAAAAACAACCUACAGAAGCACAAAAGGCUGAAUUUAGAAGAGCCUUUUCUAUCUUUGACACAAACAAUGAUGGUCACAUUUCUUCAAGUGAGUUGGCAGAAGUCAUGAAGCAGCUAGGUCGAAACAUGAGCCAAGCUGAGCUCGAUGCCAUGCUGAAAGAAGUCGAUAGUGACAAGAAUGGGACAAUUGAGUUCAAUGAGUUUUGUGUCUACAUGUUGAAUCAAUUAACGAAACCCCAGGACAUCAGACGGAAAACAUUUGAAGCAUGUGAUAGAGACAGAAACGGUCUGAUUAGUGCUGAAGAAUUUGUUGAAGUGAUGAAGCUAAUGGGUGAUGAUACAAUCACUCUUGAUCAGGCCAAGGCCAUGAUAAAAAAGGUGGACAAAGAUGGAAAUGAACAAAUAAGUUAUGACGAGUUUAUCGUCUUACUUGACAAGAAGUAGCUGAACAAGACAAACUGAAUUAGAUGUAUGACACCAUGUUUUACAAAUGUGUUGCUAUUGUUAUUGUGCUGUAGUGUUAAUUGGUAUUACAAAACUACUACGAAACAUGAAA
Amphimedon queenslandica is the source of this 640-nucleotide messenger RNA. Its product is annotated as squidulin-like. Gene Ontology annotation, molecular function: calcium ion binding. Bases 76 to 528 code for a protein of 150 amino acids. The transcript is spliced from 4 exons. Lineage: Eukaryota; Metazoa; Porifera; Demospongiae; Haplosclerida; Niphatidae. The record is from RefSeq and is a predicted model, not a curated record. Gene Ontology annotation, cellular component: myosin II complex.